UCAUGUGACUAGACAAACCUGAUAUUCUGAUUAUAGAUGUGAGUUUAAGGUGUGGUCUUGUUUCUGAGCGCAGUAAAGAUGAAGUGAACUUGGGUGUCAGUCUGGCAGAUUUCUAUAAUAUAGGAUUUUGUUAUCUUUUUUUUUCUUUCUUUUCUUAAAGUUAUAUUUUACUUAUUGUUUUGGAUAACACACGCAAGAAUGCUGAAACAAGAGUUGAGAGCAGUGCUGAUUGGAAAGCAACACAGUGGGAAAACCUCGGUGAUCAACACUAUACUGGAAACCAGAACAGAAGCUGAAGGAGAUGAGGAUGUGAAGAGAGAGGGGAUUAUUUAUGACAGGAGAGUCAGUCUUGUUGAAAUUCCUGGCUGGUGGAUAACCUACGAUCCAAUAGAUUAUUCCAAUCUCUUCAAACUGCAGCUCAUUCGUAGGAGUUUUCUGAUUUCUCCCGGACCUCAUGCGGUUUUGAUUGUGAUUCGGGCCGAUUCUGUAUUUACUGACCCUGACGGGAGAUUUAUGGAGGAGCAUGUGGAGCUUCUGGGUCCAAAUGUCUGGCCUCACACCCUCGUCAUCUUCACAAGAGGAGAUUUAAUGAAACCAGAAGACAUAGAGCAGAAUAUUCAGAAGGAGGGGUCAGCGCUCAAGCGGCUUAUUGAAAAAUGUGAAAAUAAAUAUCAUGUUUUUAAUAAUUCAAACCAUCACGACCGAACCCAAGUUGAAGAGCUGUUCAAUAAAAUCGAAGGAAUUGUUCAGAAGAAUAACGGCAAGCACUUUGACAUUGAUCCGAAGAAAGUAAAGGAAGUCAAUGAGCAGUGGGAGGAAAUUCAGACCAGAGCAUAUUCUAGAAAAUCCAGAGUACAAAAGGAACGGUCAAUAGUUAAAGAAAAAGCAUGUGUGCGUCGUCUUGAGGAGAUCAGAGUUGUUUUGCUGGGAUGGGUUCUUGGUGGAAAGAGUUCAGCUGGAAACACCAUCUUGAACCAAGAUGAAUUUGCGAUAGGAGGAAAAACCAGAGAAUGUACAAGAAAGUUUGGAGAUGUAGACGGAAGGAAGAUUACUGUUUUGGACACUCCAGGCUGGUGGAAGUACUUCGCAUCUGAUCUCAACCCAGAUUUCAUUAGAUCUGCGAUCAUAGAAAGCGUUUCAGAGUGUAAGAAGUUCCCUCCUGCCAUGCUGCUCGUGAUUCCAGCAGAUACAGCAUUUCAGGAAGAACAAAAGAGAAUCAUUGAGCAAAAUAUGUUUAUCCUGGGAGACGACAUCUGGAGGCACACAAUAGUUUUGUUCACGUGGGGCGAUAGAUUUAAAAACAUCUCAAUCGAGCAGCACAUUGAGAGUGAAGGUGAAGCUCUUCAGUGGCUGAUUGAGAAAUGCAGGAACAGAUAUCAUGUCUUUGACAACACAGACAAGAAGAAUCGAGAUCAAGUCACAGAGCUGCUCCAGAAGAUUGAUGAGAUGGCAGCAGAAAACAGUCUAUUCCAUCUCAACACAAAGAAAAACUGUGAUUCAGAAACAAGCCAUCAGAGAAAUGACACAGACGAGGAUCUGAAUAUACAGAUCAGACUGAAGGAUAUCAGCCACUUUCUGGAUGAGGGAUUUAAGAGAAAAGCUGAAGAGAUAAGAAGGAAGAUAGAAAAGUUAUGCUUGGAUAUCUUGGAUCUAAACCUUCAGGACUCUCAGAGUAUGAAUUAUCCUAUUGACUUGGAUCAAGAUAAACCUCCUGAUUCUCACAGACCAUUACAAGUGACCAGUGCCCCUCAAAAGGACAACAUGCCAGAGCCGAUUAAAACUCUCAUGGAGAGAGAGUUCAGCAGAUGGGAAAGCCUCAUCAUAGAUGGUGUUCAGGAAAGUCUCCAGGACAUUAAAUCAUCAUUUGAUCUCUCUCAGGCUGAGAAGAGGAAAAAGUCAGAGGAUGCUGUUGAGAGAUGGCUACAGAACUACAACCAUUAUGUUCAACAUACUAUUGAUAAAAUACAAGAUACAGAAUCAGGGAUCAGGCCAAAGAGAAGGAAGCUAUAUUAAUAUUUCUGACUCAUUUCACCUUUUUACUAAAAUAGAAAGCGCACCAUGUGUAAAUAUGUUUUAAUACAAAGACCCUUUGUAUGUGGUUAUGCCAAGAACUCAGGGGCCCGUCUCACAAAGGAGGUUAAGUGAAAACUCUGAGUAUGUUAACCCUGAAAUGAGGGAAACUCUAGGUUUUCUGUUUCAGAAUGGGAGGUUUGUCAAACCUGAGAAAGCAGGGUAAAUCAAGCCCGUUUCUGAAAGAGAGCUAACUUAUACUCACAGUCAGUUACCUAUGAACCAAACCUGGUCAGGAGCAGGUUUCUUCGGUAAACCCAGAGUUUCUUUCGGUCUCCUCCCCCUUUUUAAACACUUCAUUGAUGCAUGCUAGAAAGACAAAUAUCCGACAAAUAUUAGCACUCCAUUGAUAAUGGCUUUUUUUUAGUUGUGGUGCACGCGCUUAACUCACAGUCAGUCAAUUUAGAGUUGAUUAAACCAAUUCAUUUCAGCUGUUCUGUUACAGAAACCCAUCGCAGGUUAAGUCAAGUCAGGGUUCAAGUUUAAACUCAGAGUUGGUUGAACCUCCUUAGUGAAACGGGCUCCAGGUAACAUACUGAGAAUCAGAUAUUUAUCUUUCACAUGCAUUCAUUAACGCAUUCAUUAACGCAUGCAAUUCAGUACUGAUAAAGUCACAAUUUAAUUUCAAAAAUUUUAUACAGGCAAACCAAGACCUCUUUUAUCAGAAGUGCUGUUAAUAAAGCUUGUUGCUGUUUGAGCUGUAA
This is a messenger RNA of Carassius auratus (goldfish), 2774 nucleotides long. RefSeq names its product GTPase IMAP family member 8-like. The record is from RefSeq and is a predicted model, not a curated record. The transcript has 6 exons. The coding region runs from base 199 to 2013 and encodes 604 amino acids. Lineage: Eukaryota; Metazoa; Chordata; Actinopteri; Cypriniformes; Cyprinidae. Gene Ontology annotation, molecular function: GTP binding.